ACAAGAAUUUGAAAAAAGUUGGGUUAUCACUUCGACUUUUCUUUAUCCAUGUUGAAAAUGCCUUUUUGAAUUGUUUUGAAGUGAAAUAUUGCUAAUUUGAUAAAUUCAUAACGUUAUUAAAGAAUUUUUUAUUGAAAAAGUCUGCUACCGAGCAUGCUUAGAAAAUAGAGCAAUUGCUUGGAGAUUUGCCGAGCAAUUGCUUUAGAUUCGAGCUUUAUUCAUACCAAACUAGCUUGUUCUAAAAGUAAAAGCUCCUGACUGAGAAAACAGCUGUCAAAAAAACUUUAUUCAUAACAACCGAAGCAAUUGCUUUAAGCGACUGCUCGACUGCUCGAUUUAGUUUAGCAAAAGCAAUUACUAGGUUUUUUUCAUACCACCCGGUAUACUAUGUAAAUAAAUAAUAAUGAUUAAAAAAAAAAUAUUAUGACGAUUGUUCAUUACUACGCUAUAAGCACUCCGUUCGUCAACAAGCUGGAUCCCGAUCCGGACGAUCAUCUGUGGACCACAUCACAACGCUACGCUUUAUACUGAAACAUAUCGACGAAUUCCAGGACUCUCUUCGGCUUGUGUUGGGCUGCAUGAAAACAUUUGGGCUGCAAUAAUCUAAUCUUAUUGUAGUGAUAUUAGUGCUAUUAGUUAAGUCUGCAAGUGACAAUAGUAAAGACAGCAAAUUGGACAAAAACGACCGCCUUGGCCAUCCAUAAGCUGGUUGAGGUUUCCCUGUUGGGAGUGGAGCGCGUCCUCAUAUCCAAAGGUGGAAAAUGUGGUUCACUCGUUGGAAAUCUUCGAGACUUGCAGAAAAUGUUCCGCAUGGACCACGAGGUGUAGUGAAACUGGCACCCGUAAGAAGCUGAACAGCAACGAUGUUAGCAAGCACAACUGGCACCUCCUCUAGUAUCCACCUAUCGAUAAGUCCAAAUCCAGACGGAAACCUCGAGGAAUGGUGCAUUGUUGAGCUGCAAGGUGAUCUGGAAGUUCGAGGGGAUCGCGAUAUGGCUGGCCAGUUUAUCGGAGACCUUCUGUACAACAAAUACGGGCAACCUAUUUUGAUCAUAGGGCAUCACAUACUGCAUGGUCGUUUGCAGAAGGUGGAUAAGCCGUUGUUGGUUAUGGAAAAGACCGAAAUCUGUCGAACUCGAACCGUCAAUCAGCGAGACGAUGAGGAAGAUGCAGAUAAUGCUACCAUGCUGGACGUUAGCCAAGUAAGUCAACUGGAUAGCACAAUGGCGUCGUCAAAUCGAACCGUACUGGAUUCAACGCUAGCAGUGGAGCACAAAACAGUGCCGAAAACGGAAUACCAGGUAAGAGCAGUUGUUAAAUAUAAAGUUCUGUUCAAAUCCCGACCGAAACCCAUUAUAGCAAACGUAGCGAAAUCGGUUUAGUUCUUCCUUAAAAUAGUUCUUUUAUUAGAGUUAAGGGCACAUUAAAGAUUAAAAACGUUCACAAAAUAUUCAAAUCAAA
Messenger RNA from Uranotaenia lowii, 1461 nucleotides. Its product is annotated as chromosome transmission fidelity protein 8 homolog. Bases 864 to 1382 code for a protein of 172 amino acids. Lineage: Eukaryota; Metazoa; Arthropoda; Insecta; Diptera; Culicidae. Gene Ontology annotation, cellular component: Ctf18 RFC-like complex. The transcript has 3 exons. Gene Ontology annotation, biological process: mitotic sister chromatid cohesion. The record is from RefSeq and is a predicted model, not a curated record.